AUUUCAGAAAAAUGUAUUUACGAAUAUUUUUAUAUUUUCUGAUAUUAAUUUGCUGGUUACUGGAGGUUCUCAGUUAUCAGGUGUGCCUUGGUUCAAUAUUACUCUCUUAUCUUGUAACUGGAGGAACCUACACUUUAUACCUGAUAUAUCACAGUGCUCCAAGAGAUUUAAGAGGUGCGUUUAGAUAUCUAAGAUUACUGAUCAUGGUUUAUUUCUACCAGAAGCAAAACCUGACAGUUCCUUCAGUUUUCCAGAGAACAGCAAACAAAUAUCCUAAUAGAGUCUGUUUACAUUUUGAGGACGAGAGUUGGACUUUUAAACAGUUGGAUGAAUAUAGCAACAAAAUAGCAAACUUUCUCCUGUCUGCCGGGUUCAAACACGGCCAGAGUAUUUCCCUCUUCAUGGAGAACCGUCCUGAGUACGUUGGAACCUGGUUGGGUUGCUCCAAGAUCGGAGUAGUUCCUGCUCUCAUAAACUUCAACUUAAGAGGGCAAUCCCUGAUACACAGUAUCCUUGCUUCGACCUCCGUAGCUGUGAUAUUUGGAACCGAGCUUGCAGAAGCUAUUAGUGAGGUUAGUGAAGACCUGGAGAAUAUCCGACUGUACAGCUCCGGUAGCAGUAGUAGACCAACAACCCGGAGAUCAUUCCACACCUGCUCUUUAGAUAGAGAACUCCAGAACCACUCCCACCACGAUGUGCCUGAAUCUGUGAAGAAAUGUUUAAGUUUCACUGAUAAACUCCUGUAUAUCUACACUAGCGGAACAACAGGACUACCUAAAGCUGCUGUUGUUAAAAACUCAAGAUUCUAUUUCUACUGUGGAGGUGUGUACUAUAUGAAUGCAAUGUAUAGAAUGAAUGAGUUAGUUUUCUACGAUCCUCUGCCCUUGUAUCACUCUGCCGGAGGAGUGGUUGGUAUUGGACUCAUGAUGUGUUUCGGAGCCACAGUUGUUCUUCGACAAAAGUUCUCAGUUAGAAACUUCUGGAAGGAUUGCAUCAAGUAUAAUUGCAAUGGAGCCCAGUAUAUCGGAGAGAUAUGUCGAUACUUACUCUCCGUCCCAGAGUCCCCAGAGGAGAGAAACCAUAGAGUUGAAAUCAUGUUUGGGAAUGGACUUAGACCUCAAAUCUGGCAGCAAUUUGUAGACAGGUUCGGAGUUAAAUACAUCGGAGAAUUCUACGGAGCGACGGAGGGUAACUCUAACGUCCUGAACAUAGACAGUAAACCCGGAAGUGUUGGUUUCACAUCCGUUCUCUUCCCGUCCGUAUAUCCGGUCUCAAUCAUCCGGGUUGACCAGGAAGGGAAUCCGGUGAGAGAUGAACGUGGCCUGUGUAUCCGGUGUAACCCUGGAGAACCGGGGGAAUUUGUCGGAAAAAUUAUAAAAGGACAUCCAUCCCGAGGGUUUGAUGGUUACGUGGAUAAAAAGGCUACAGAGAACAAAAUUGUACACUCCGUCCUGAGACAUGGAGACAUGUACUGCAAAUCCGGGGAUUUACUGUACGCAGACGAGUUCGGAUGGAUGUACUUCAUGGAUAGAAUGGGAGAUACAUACAGGUGGCGAGGUGAGAAUGUCUCCACUGUAGAGGUUGAAAGCGUGAUUAGCUCCGUACUAGAGCAGACGGAUAGUGUAGUAUAUGGUGUAGAUAUACCUGGAGUAGAGGGUAAGGCUGGUAUGGCAGCUAUUGUAGAGGAUGUUGCAAAGUUUGAUCUGGAAAAGUUCUUGAAAAGAAUCAAGGCUGAGCUACCAAUAUACGCUAUACCUUUAUUCAUCAGACUGGUUGGAACUAUUGAUCUUACAGGUACGUUUAAGAUCCGUAAGCUGGACCUGGUACGUGAAGGAUAUGAUCCAAAAAUAAUCUCUGAUCCUCUCUUCUUCUACAACGCAGCUGUCGGCAGCUAUUGUAAGCUUGACACGUGUCUUUAUGAAGAUAUUGUCAGCAAACGAUGUCAUCUUUGAUAUGAUGGCAGCCAGAGCUUACACUGUGCUCUCUCAACUAACCUCAUUUUAUCCAUCCUUUCAUCCAGUAUUCUUGAUUAUCCAUCCUUAAACUUAGUAUUCUUGAGUUAUAUCAUUUCAUCAUUCACCAGGGUAAAUAGAACUAAGGGGAGAGAGAUUAGGGCUUUGUUUACAUUUCCUGUGACGUACUAGGACUGCUUUA
Molecule: messenger RNA, 2154 nt
Organism: Eurytemora carolleeae
Lineage: Eukaryota; Metazoa; Arthropoda; Copepoda; Calanoida; Temoridae
Product: long-chain fatty acid transport protein 4
Exons: 12
Coding region: 12-1952 (646 amino acids)
Biological process (GO): triglyceride homeostasis
Cellular component (GO): endoplasmic reticulum
Molecular function (GO): long-chain fatty acid transmembrane transporter activity; long-chain fatty acid-CoA ligase activity
Source: RefSeq, a predicted model, not a curated record